AUGAAAUUGAUGAUCACAAUGAGUGUGGUUUUAUGGGCUUCCUUACUCAUAUUCCUCUAUCUCUUCAUCAAGAUUACUUAUCAAACUCUUACAUGUUACUUGCUCACACCCAUACGUAUCAAGAACAUCAUGGCUCGGCAAGGAGUCCGUGGCCCCAAACCCCGGUUCCUUAUCGGUAAUCUCUUGGAUGUCGCGUCUCUCAUCUCCAAAUCCACCUCCUUCGACAUGCCCUCUAUCGACCACGACAUCGUUCCUCGUCUCCUACCUCACCUUGUUCUCUGGUCCAAAAUAUACGGAAAAAGAUUUAUAUACUGGAACGGUACGGAGCCUCGGAUGUGCUUGACGGAGACGGAACUCAUCAAAGAGCUUUUGGUAAAGCACAGCACUAUUUCUGGUAAAUCAUGGCUCCAACAACAAGGCUGUAAGCAUUUCAUUGGGCGUGGCCUUUUAAUGGCCAACGGAGAUGAUUGGCACCACCAACGUCACAUCGUCGCACCUGCAUUUAUGAGAGAUAAACUCAAGAGUUAUGCUGGUUAUAUGGUGGAAUGCACCAAAGAGAUGAUCCAGUCAAUGGAAAAAGAAGUGGCCACUGGACGAACUGAGUUUGAGAUCGGAGAAUACAUGGCUGGGCUCACAGCUGACAUCAUUUCUCGAACCGAAUUCGAUAGCAGCUACGAGAAAGGAAAGCAAAUAUUCCAUUUGUUAACAGUUCUACAACAGCUCUGUGCUCAAGCUAGCCGUCACCUAUGCGUUCCCGGAAGCCGAUUUCUUCCGAGUAAAUACAAUAGAGAGAUCAAAUCGUUAAAGAUGGAAGUGGAGCGUUUGUUGAUGGAGAUUAUUCAGAGCCGAAGGGAUUGUGUUGAGAUUGGGAGGAGCAGUUCAUAUGGGAAUGAUUUACUGGGGAUGUUGCUUAAUGAAAUGCAAAAAAAGAGAGGUGGGAAUGGAUUCAGUCUGAAUUUGCAGGUGAUAAUGGAUGAAUGCAAGACCUUUUUCUUUGCUGGCCAUGAAACCACUGCACUUCUGCUUACAUGGACCAUCAUGUUGCUAGCCAGCAACCCAUCUUGGCAAGAUAAGGUUCGAGCCGAGGUUCGACAGGUCUGCAAUGGUGGUUCACCCUCGGUUGAACAUCUUUCCAAGCUCUCAGUGUUAAACAUGGUGAUUAACGAAUCAUUGAGACUGUAUCCUCCGGCAUCUGUACUACCAAGAAUGGCAUUCGAAGAUAUAAAGCUAGGAGACCUUCACAUUCCGAAAGGACUGUCGAUUUGGAUCCCAGUGCUAGCUAUACACCAUAGUGAAGAGAUAUGGGGUCAAGACGUGAAUGAGUUCAACCCUAACAGGUUUGCCUCCAAGUCGUUCUCCCCUGGACGUCAUUUCAUGCCGUUUGCAGCCGGCCCACGUAAUUGCGUCGGCCAAUCUUUCGCCUUGAUGGAAGCCAAGAUCAUUUUGGCCAUGUUAAUAUCCAAAUUCAAGUUUACGAUAUCAGACAGUUAUAGACACGCACCAGUUAUCGUGUUGACCAUAAAACCAAAAUAUGGGGUUCAAGUGUGUUUGAAGCCCUUGGAAGAAGGAGAGACAUGUUGAAGUAAUUGGUGAUGGAAAUUGACCAAUUUUGACUCUUUUUUGGGUGGGAUUUCAAGAUAAAAAUAUGCUUUUCUUUAAUUUAUUUUUAGUUUAGUUUUUAAUUAAAAAAAUGUUUUUGAGGGAGUGGAGAAAGAGAUAGAGAUGGAGUGAUGAUUGUAAUGAUCAAUUAGCACAAGAAGAUAUGUUAAUAAAAUGA
Messenger RNA from Cynara cardunculus var. scolymus (artichoke), 1777 nucleotides. Its product is annotated as cytokinin hydroxylase. Gene Ontology annotation, molecular function: oxidoreductase activity, acting on paired donors, with incorporation or reduction of molecular oxygen; heme binding; monooxygenase activity. NCBI's taxonomy places the organism in Eukaryota, Viridiplantae, Streptophyta, Magnoliopsida, Asterales, Asteraceae. Bases 1 to 1581 code for a protein of 526 amino acids. The transcript has 5 exons. The record is from RefSeq and is a predicted model, not a curated record.